GGCGUUCAAAUAUUGUUGCAGUAACGAAAUCUUUUGUAGAACGACAGCAAUUUGUUAGUGAUUCAAUUUCUUUGCAUUUAUUUAUAAUUUUUGAAAUAUUUCCCAAAAAUGGAUUCUAAAGAUUUUCAAAAAGACUUACUUCCCCUAAACGAAAGUAAAAGUGAAUGGUUCCUGGUGCAAUACGACCAGGAUGCACAAAAAUUAACCCGCAAAAUUGUCAACUCCGAUGAUUUAAUGUGGAAUGAGGAAUUGCUGAAGGUCGAGUCUGACAACGAUGGUCAAAAGAAAAAGGAACAUGUGCUGAUACGUGAUCAGAAUAAACUGCACUUGGGUCACAUCAUUUACCGGGCAAAGACGCUGGAGGAAUGCAUCGAUCAUCAUACAUAUUUACAGAUAAUAUGUAUGCAAUUGCUCCAUACACCCCACGAGGUUAACGAUAUCAUGGAUCGUUUACAUUUCAAUAAUAACUUCUGGCUCUUGGUCAUGUACAGUCGUAGCCCGAAAAAAGAGGAACAAGUAGUCUAUGCCGUCUUUCACAGGAACGAUGUCAUUAUGAAGGUGGACUCGCAUACAAACGCUCUGAUGGCAUUCGUUCAAGAGGGACCGGCAACAUUCAAGGGAAUGGUUGUGAAAAUAUCCAAUGAUUUGAGCGAUAUGAUGUUUGUCAUCGACAUAAUCCGAAAUGAGCUGCUUAAGUCAUGUGAAGAGAAUGCCACCACGAAGCCCCAUUACAAGCGUCAAGAGUUUAAGGAGAAAAUUGCAAUAUUGGAUUUUCGGAUGCACUGCGAAAGUCAAUUGCUGAUCAAGGCCAUACAGGCGGUGGACAGGAGUAAGACCCGUAUGGAAUAUCGUUACAUGUAUUUGCAACAUCUUUACAAUAUGAGCCAACAACAGCAACUGCAGCAGGAACAACAACAACAACUACAGCAACCGCAGCAAUGAAUGUGGUAGGAAGCCAUGCAAACGAAAUUGCAACAACAACGAAUGACAACAACUGUCUAACAGUGAAGUUGGGAACCAAGUUCGAAACAAGAUUUUUUUUUAGUUUAAGGAAACAACAAAAAAGAGGAUAUUCUUUUUUAACAAUAAGGAUAUGUGUCUAUAUUAGUUUAGUUAUCCUUCGGAUAUGUAUAUUAUGCUCUGUGUGUCUGUGUCUUUGUGUGCCGAAUAAAUAAGCUAAUCCCUGAGCAGAUGUCAAUACAUUUUUCUCAAUAAAGUCUUUGAGAUUUGUUGCUCUUUCUCUCUCACUCUC
Messenger RNA from Musca domestica (house fly), 1252 nucleotides. RefSeq lists its product as uncharacterized. The record is from RefSeq and is a predicted model, not a curated record. The transcript is spliced from 3 exons. NCBI's taxonomy places the organism in Eukaryota, Metazoa, Arthropoda, Insecta, Diptera, Muscidae. Bases 109 to 942 code for a protein of 277 amino acids.